Messenger RNA from Mixia osmundae IAM 14324, 720 nucleotides. RefSeq lists its product as uncharacterized. Bases 1 to 720 code for a protein of 239 amino acids. Lineage: Eukaryota; Fungi; Basidiomycota; Mixiomycetes; Mixiales; Mixiaceae. Gene Ontology annotation, cellular component: EMC complex. The record is from RefSeq and is a predicted model, not a curated record. Gene Ontology annotation, molecular function: carbohydrate binding. The transcript has 5 exons.
AUGCAACGCAUACUGAGCAGCCUCUGCUGCCUGUGCCUGCUCGCCUCUACGUCCGCCUUGACCCUCUCGGGCACGAUCGUCAGCGGCGCCCUGUUCAACAGCUCACAUGCUCUGAGCUACGAUACCGCCGUCUUGCUCGACUAUGGCGCAGCUGGCUCCACGCUCAUAAGGCGAGACGGCUCGUUCAGCUUACAAGACGUUGCGCCGGGACGAUACAUCAUCUCUGUUGACUCGCUCGACUUCACCUUCCCAGAAUACACCGUCGAAUUUGACGCACAAGCGAGCGCGCCGACGGUCAAGCAUCACACACUGACUCAUGUCUUGCCAUCCUCUUCGCCCUCUCUCGGGCACCCCAUCCAGUUUCAGGCUCAGAGCCGGCCUCAAUAUGUAGCGAUCAAGCAAGGCUUCAAUAUCAUCAAUCUGAUCAAGGGCAAUCCCAUGAUGCUCAUCAUGGGCGCAAGCGUGCUCAUGGUCCUCGGACUGCCCAAACUCAUGGAAAUGCUCGAUCCCGAAGCCCUGGCCGCCGUCCAGGCAGAUCAGGCCAAGAUGCACGGUCACCUCGCUGCCGCCCAGAACAUGGACUUUGCAGGCGGCCUGUCAAAACUGCUCAGUGGGGGCGAUGAGGCAGCCGAACAGACACAAACGAGAGCGAGCGCAAACGCUGCAUCUCGAGGCAAUGCUCGCUCGGUGAGCAGCAACAAUGCGAGGAAAAGGCGGUAG